AAUAGCUUUCAAGUUAAAACUAUUGUUAGGUAUUAUUUUAAAAGUUUUGUUUUUGUUUUUUGUCAUAUUACCUUCCUGUUAGUUAAUGAGACACCGUUAAUAUUUAUACCCAUUGGCUCCCUUACAUAUUGUCGAGUCUCGCGUCUAAACUAACAUUCGGUCGAUACGUGAACCUAAAAAAAAUAUUAAAAACUCGUUUUUUGACUUAUAAAAAGUUAGGCUAUAGACAAUAUCAAUUACUCUUCAAAUAACUCAAUGAGUAACAUAACUAUAAAAUUGCAGCACCGACCACCGUGUCUGCAGUACAUUAAAAUGGACCAGUGGAAAGGCAGAAACGCGAUCGUCACAGGUGCCGGAUCGGGCAUAGGAGCGGCCACGUCAGUAGAGCUGCUCCGACAAGGAGUAAACGUAGUCGGGUUGGACAUCCAGUCGGAAAAGCUUGAGAAAUUGGCAAAUUCGUUAGAAGACGUCUCAACUCAGGAAGGCAGCCGGCGAGGAAUUUUCUAUCCCAAGACCUGCGACAUCACCGACGAACGAGCAGUACAAGAUGUGUUUGGUUGGGUGGACGCUGCGCUCGGUGGCGUCAGCGUGUUGGUCAACAACGCUGGCAUCAUAUUGCGAAGUAGUCUGUUGGACGGUACGUUGAAAGAUUGGAAAUGUUUUAUAAACAUCAAUGUGUUUGCUCAAUGUGUGUGUUCGAGAGAAGCGUACCGAUCGAUGUCUACGAACAAUAUUAACGGGCACAUUGUUCAAAUAAACAGUAUUGGCGGUCAUUCUAUCACUCCGUAUUACGCGCACAAAAUGUACAACGCUUCUAAAAGAGCCAUUACGGUGUUGUGCGAAGGUCUUCGACACGAACUUAGUCUUGUAAAUUCAAAAAUCAAAGUAUCGAGUAUCAGCCCGGGUAGCGUGGAUACGGAAAUUUUCAACACCGCAAAAUUCAGACCAUCAUCUCAGGUCGUCAGUUCAAGACCAGCUUUGAAACCGGAAGAUGUAGCAGCCAUGGUGAUCGCUACUUUGGAGACGCCUCCCAGUGUGGAAAUAGCAGAACUAACAGUUAUUCCCACAGGAUCAACUAUACAAUCCCACGGAAUGCCUAGUCCAGUCAAUUUAUCUAAUAAAUAAAUUUAAUUUUACGACCUAUAGUCGACCUAGUAUGUAUUAGAUCCCACUCAAAAUGAACUCAUGUUUAUGUUUUAUUUUUUGCUUGAAGAGUGUAUAAUAAGUACGUUUAUAUUGUCUGUAA
This is a messenger RNA of Myzus persicae (green peach aphid), 1246 nucleotides long. Its product is annotated as farnesol dehydrogenase-like. Lineage: Eukaryota; Metazoa; Arthropoda; Insecta; Hemiptera; Aphididae. The coding region runs from base 256 to 1125 and encodes 289 amino acids. The record is from RefSeq and is a predicted model, not a curated record. The transcript has 6 exons.